AUGACAAUGACAAUGAUGGUGAUAAARGUUGAGAAACAUUCAAAAGUAGGAGAGUUGAGUCCAUCAUCGAGACGACUCAAAGAUAAAUCAAAGGACAGUGAUAAAUACUUGGAUGAGAUAUUAUCACCUAGUUCUCCAAUUGGACAAUUCAAGAAGAGCAUUGAUGACCGACGACAUCGAUUCGUAGACCAAAAGAUGUUGGCCAAACUCAAAGUCCUCGAGUUUGUAAACAGCAGGCGAGAAGAAUUCGAGCAACUCCUUCUCAAGAAAGGCGCCUCCGACCUCCUUCGCACCGGUGACAAGUUGGCCUUUGUCAUGGGUGUAUUGAACUUAUGUAUAAUAUCCUUUGUAUAUGGCCGCGCUCCGAAGUAUAUCCCGGAUGUAUUUGCGGUGGAGUUCUGUCUUGGAUUUAUACUGAGACUGUAUUCAUAUCGCAAGAAGAAGCAACAUUACUUCCUCUUUGACUAUUGCUACUAUGCCAACUUCAUGCUACUUUGGUAUACUCAUGGACCCGAGUACGUACGUAGUUCCACCGUCCUCUUCAAGAUAUGUUUCAGUUUCUGUAAUGGUCCACUAAUGUGGGCAAUUGUUGCUUGGAGGAACUCAUUGGUAUUCCAUUCACUUGAUAAGGCCACUUCAGUAUUGAUACAUAUACUGCCAGCUAUUGUUACGGCCAGUGUGAGAUGGCAUAUAUUACCAGCGACUCAUCCAAUUGAUAAGGAGUCAUUGACGGCAACUUGGACAGAGACAUUCUGGAUACCAAUGUUCUUUUACUUGCUCUGGCAGACUAUAUAUGUAUAUGUUAUGUUGUUGCGACAGAAUACUAUACGUGAGAGAAACUAUAUAACUACAUUGAACUUCUUGACCAAUCAUCAAAGCAAUAGUAUAGUCUCACGUAUACUCAACAUCCUGCCAACCAAGAAGGUCUACAUAUUCAUGCUAUCACAACUACUCUACACCAUCCUCACCAUGCUACCAUGCAAGAUACUCUACAACAACAUGAACCUUCAUCUCGGAUACAUUGUCUGCAUGCUAUUGGUGUGCAUUUGGAAUGGCGCCAACUAUUAUAUUGAGUUCUUUAGCACUCACUAUGUUAAGCAACUGAAGGAGAAGGAGCAACGAUGGAAGAAGACUAUUGUGUCGUCGUUUGGUGCAGGUGACAUGUCACCAAUGAUGCAAUCAUCCACAAACCAAUCAACAACAUCGGACAACGCAAUCGGUGAAGUAGGCUCCUCGCCCCAGCUCCUGUCGGUU
This is a messenger RNA of Acytostelium subglobosum LB1, 1254 nucleotides long. RefSeq lists its product as hypothetical. The record is from RefSeq and is a predicted model, not a curated record. The annotation marks the transcript as partial. The transcript has 4 exons. Gene Ontology annotation, biological process: phosphatidylcholine biosynthetic process. Lineage: Eukaryota; Evosea; Eumycetozoa; Acytosteliales; Acytosteliaceae.